AUGGUACAAGACGCGCGACUACACACGGCAGAGCAAGUUCGGGCAGUCAAGCAACGCUGGAACCGGACGUGGGCGCGAAAGGCACCGGAGCAUCCGCUGAGUUACUGGACCACUACAGAAACGAAAUCAGCAGGAUUGGGAAUACUCUGCACCCCGCACGUGAGCAGCAAAGUUCGACCUUGGCAACGAGAAAGCUGGACCAAUCGAGUGAUGGCUGUGGAGUUCGAUGGCUGGCUGCUUGUCAAUAUCUACGCUCCUAUCGACCAAGCGGAACGCCUGGAAUUUUUUUCGGACCUGGACCCUUGGCUACGCCAUCAUGAGUCCAUCAUACUCGGAGGUGACUUUAAUUGUGUGCUGAAUCGUCAGCAAGACCGGGUAACAGGUCGAAAACCGAGCACUGCUUCUUGCGAAAGUCCGUACCUGCAGGAGAUGCUACAAGGGCUCGAACUAACUGACGCAGUCUCGCUAAAGUACCAGCUUGACGAAGAAGAUGUGGAUCAUGACCCGCUUCACCACUAUAGCUUUUGGAGAAAGGAUGGGGCUAGCCGCCUAGACCGCUUCUACGUCAAAGGACAGCCCUAUGCGGCAGUGCAGUGGGUGGAAGCACUACCCCCGGCCCACAAUUCGGACCAUUAUGAAGUCCGGUUGGAACAUUCACUGGGACACCGUCGACACCAAAGGAGUCAUCGCCCGAUCCAGCACCCGAUCGUCAGCGGCAGACCAGAGCGUGUCCGAGAAGCACUUGGACAGGGACUUCACAAGUUACUGGAUGCAUUCGACAACGGAGGUAACCCGGUAGGUCAAUGGGACAAGCUGGUGGCAGAUAUCCAGAAUCUUAUUCGAGAUACAAGUCGACAGGACCGAAAGCAGACACAACGUUACUUCGAAAACCUGCGAGCAGCAACGCGAAAACCGACGGCAUCGCGAGCAGAGCAUCAAAAAGACCUCGAUGCGACAGCACGUCUCCGUGCUGCUCGGUCUUUCGGUGAUAGCAUACAGCAAUCGCCGGAAACAGCGCGAUAA
This is a messenger RNA of Phytophthora sojae, 1023 nucleotides long. RefSeq lists its product as hypothetical. The coding region runs from base 1 to 1023 and encodes 340 amino acids. The record is from RefSeq and is a predicted model, not a curated record. The transcript has a single exon. Gene Ontology annotation, molecular function: catalytic activity. Lineage: Eukaryota; Oomycota; Peronosporomycetes; Peronosporales; Peronosporaceae.